Ilex paraguariensis (yerba mate) is the source of this 2436-nucleotide messenger RNA. The record is from the annotation of a GenBank genome assembly. Lineage: Eukaryota; Viridiplantae; Streptophyta; Magnoliopsida; Aquifoliales; Aquifoliaceae.
GAAACUACCGAUUGUCUUCUCAACUACCCAUAUAUUUAUAUUAGGAAUACAUCACAUAAGUCAACUAUGUAGAUUGCCCACUUGAUCUCUCUAUCUCAUUUAACAGAAAAAUGUCAAAUGCUCUUGUGAGAGAGAGAAAAAAAGGAAGUUUAUUGGGAAAAGACAGCUUUUUUCCUUCUGGAAGCUGAGUUUAAUAAAGGAUUGAUUGAAAGAUAGGCAGAUAAUUGAGGGAGGGAGAGAGAGAGAGUUGCAAUGGACAAGAUGUUUCAAACCCGGAAAGCUUCUUGUCUGUGGAUAAUCUUAUUUUGUCUCUUUGGUCAAUCCAAUGGUGUUUAAAAGUGGGAUUGUGCAUACCCUUUAUAAGAUUUUCAUGGAGUAGUUGAAACUUGAAAGACAGUUUUUGUGCAGUUCUUGUUUACACUCAGAUCGGUUGGGGGUGUCAUGGUUGGGGGUGGUUUCAUCAUCCUCCUAUUUGUAAAUUUGCUGCAGCUACUUAAUCCUUCUUUUUCACACCCUUUGUGUACUGAUUCAAGGGCACCCUACACCCCCAGGACUCCUCUGGGGUUCUGCCCUUACAAUGGAACUGUGUGCUGCAACUCGGCAGAAGAUUUAGGUUUGCAGAAACAAUAUGAAGCAAUGAACAUAACCGAUGCUGGUUGUGCUUCUCUUCUCAAAUCAAUCCUCUGUGCGAAAUGCGAUCCGUUUUCAGCAGAACUAUUUACGGUUAAGUCCGUUCCAAGACAAGUUCCUCUACUCUGCAACUCUACCAUUUCAGCAAAUUCAACACAAACUAACCAGCCAAAAAGUGAUUUUUGUGUUGAAGUAUGGGAUACAUGUCAAAAUGUGUCUAUGAUGAAUUCACCCUUUGCGGCAUCAUUGAAAGGUCAAGGUGGAACUCCAGUUAAUUCCAAUGUUACCAGACUGACUGAUCUCUGGCAGUCAAAAACAGAUUUCUGUAAUGUUUUUGGUGGACCUUCUGUUGAUGGAUCAGUUUGCUUUGAUGGUGAACCUGUCACUCUUAAUACAACAGGAACUCCAAGCCCUCCAAGUGGUAUGUGUCUUGAGAAAAUAGGGAAUGAUUCUUACCUCAAUCUCGCCCCUCAUCCUGAUGGGUCUGGCCGCGCCUUCUUCUCUAACCAGGCGGGUCAAAUUUGGUUGGCAACCAUUCCAAAACGGGGUUCUGGAGGAACACUGGAGGUUGAUGAAUCCAAUCCCUUUCUCGACCUAACCGAUGAAGUUUAUUUUGAUACUGAAUUUGGAAUGUUGGGUAUUGCAUUUCAUCCAAACUUUCCCCAAAAUGGGCGUUUCUUUGCUUCAUUCAAUUGUGAUAAAACAAAGUGGCCUGGAUGCUCGGGAAGAUGUUCGUGUAACUCGGAUGUGAACUGUGAUCCUUCAAAACUAGGCACUGAUAAUGGUGCCGCACCAUGCCAAUAUCAAAGUAUUAUAUCAGAGUUUACAGUCAAUGGUACCGCAUCCAAGCUUUCCUUGGCUACAAGUGCCCAACCAUCAGAAGUGAGACGGAUAUUUACAAUGGGCCUUCCAUUCACAGCUCAUCAUGGGGGUCAGAUUCUUUUUGGACCCACUGAUGGAUAUUUGUACUUCAUGAUGGGGGAUGGUGGCGGUGUAGGCGAUCCUUACAAUUUUGCUCAGAACAAGAAAUCAUUGCUUGGAAAGAUUAUGAGGCUUGACAUUGACAACUUUCCAACUGCUGCAGAAGUUAGUCAGCUUGGUUUAUGGGGAAACUAUUCUAUCCCCAAGGAUAAUCCAUAUUCUGAAGAUAAGGAAUUACAGCCUGAAAUAUGGGCCAUCGGAUUAAGAAAUCCUUGGCGGUGCAGUUUUGAUUCUGCGAGGCCUUCUUAUUUCAUGUGUGCAGAUGUAGGGCAGGAUCAAUAUGAAGAGGUGGAUAUCAUCACCAAGGAUGGGAAUUAUGGAUGGCGUGUUUAUGAGGGCCCCUACCUAUUCACUCCCCCACAGACACCUGGAGGAAAUACAUCUGUGAAUUCCAUAAAGCCAAUUUUCCCAGUGAUGGGAUAUAACCAUUCUGAUGUAAACAAGAAUGAUGGUUCAGCCUCAAUCACAGGUGGAUAUUUCUAUCGGUCAACAGCUGAUCCUUGCAUGUAUGGAAGGUAUUUCUCUGUGCCUGGAAGUUCACUUCCUGCUCUGGGUUACAUUUUCUCAUUCGGGGAGGAUAAUAGUAAGGAUAUAUUUCUUCUAGCAAGCAGCGGCGUGUAUAGAAUUGUUCCUCCAAGUCGGUGCAAUUACGCUUGCUCAAAGGAGAAUGGCACUGCUGUUGUGACCCCAGGUCCUUCUGCUUCACAUCCUUCAGUAGCAAGCCUGUUGAUGAACCCAUACACGAAUUUGGGGUUGAUUGCAAGAGAUGUAUCAAUUGCUUUUGUAUUUUUGGCGAUGGUGUAUGAUAAGUUGGUACUAUAUUAG